This is a messenger RNA of Manacus vitellinus (golden-collared manakin), 1224 nucleotides long. Its product is annotated as galanin receptor type 2. Gene Ontology annotation, molecular function: galanin receptor activity. Gene Ontology annotation, biological process: neuropeptide signaling pathway; adenylate cyclase-modulating G protein-coupled receptor signaling pathway. The record is from RefSeq and is a predicted model, not a curated record. The transcript is spliced from 2 exons. Gene Ontology annotation, cellular component: membrane. Lineage: Eukaryota; Metazoa; Chordata; Aves; Passeriformes; Pipridae. Bases 31 to 1173 code for a protein of 380 amino acids.
UCUCCAGUCUCUCACAUCUUUCCCUGUCUUAUGCCAGGCUCCUGCGUCUCACAACACAGAAUGACAGAGCACGAGGACUUCGUGAACUUGGCUGGGUACUGGAACUCCUCUGACAAUUACCAGUUCAGCCCUGCCAGGGUUAUUGUCCCUGUGGUCUUCUCCCUCAUCUUCCUCCUGGGCACAGUGGGCAACAGCCUGGUGUUGGCUGUGCUGCUGCGCAAUGGGCAGAGGGGCCACAACACUACCAACCUCUUCAUCCUCAACCUCAGCCUGGCCGACUUCUUCUUCAUCGUCUUCUGCGUGCCCUUCCAGGCCACCAUCUACUCCCUUGAGGGAUGGAUCUUUGGCUCCUUCAUCUGCAAGGCUGUCCAUUUCUUCAUCUACCUCACCAUGUAUGCUAGCAGCUUUACUCUGGCUGCUGUCUCUGUGGACAGAUACCUGGCUAUCCGUUAUCCACUGCGCUCCCGGGAGCUGCGGACCCCCCACAGUGCAGUGGCAGCCAUGGCUGUGAUCUGGGGCCUCUCUGUGGUCUUUGCUGGGCCCUACCUAAGCUACUACGUCCUGAUUGAGUGGGAGUCCAGCUACAUUUGCAUGCCUGGGUGGGAGGAGUGGAGACGCAAGGUCAUGGACACCAGCACGUUUGCCUUCGGCUACAUCAUCCCAGUGCUCGUCAUCAGCCUCUCCUACACCAGAACCAUCAAGUACCUGUGGACAGCAGUGGACCCUCUGGAGGACAUAUCAGAGUCCAGGAAGGCCAAGUGGAAGGUAACCAAGAUGGUCAUCGUUGUAACCAUCCUUUUCUGCCUGUGCUGGCUGCCCUACCACGUAGUCAUCCUCCGAUACCUCUAUGGAGACUUCCCCUUCAACCAGGCCACCUACGCCUUCCGCCUGCUCUCCCACUGCAUGGCCUAUGCCAACUCCUGCCUCAACCCCAUCGUCUAUGCCCUAGUCUCCAAGCACUUCCGCAAGGGCUUCAAGAAGGUUUUCAGCUGUCUCUUGAGAAAAAAGCACCACAAUAACGUACGUGUGGUGCAUGUUGCCGACAUUGUGCCUGGAUUUGGGGCAGCUCCCACUGAAGUGUCCCAGAUGCACAAGGAGAUUAAUAGGCAUGAGAUGGACCCAGCUUCCGUGGCAGUCCCUUCUGGUACCUCCAAGCCCCUUCAUAUUUCUUAGCGGCCAAACUCCAUUUGCCAGCUCAGCUCUGUCACCAACUUCAGGCCACUC